AUGUGUUCCACCACUAGGGAGAAUCGCCGCCUGGGAAUUACAAAACACGAGAAGUAGCGAUGUCGUUCAGCAAUUUGUUAAUGAAAAGCACCGCUAACCCGGGUGUGUUCCUUACGGUCACUCGACAGGGUCAUGUGCUGCGCGGCAAGCCACCAGGAGUGGCGCGUACCCUGGAGCAGCGACUACGAGAGGAGACUGUCACAGAUGUUGAGGUGGCGGCCAGAGUCAAUAUUGGUUUCCCCCAGCUGAAGGAGUCGCGAUCUGCCCAACUUAAGACGCGCCUGGAACACCUGAAAGCCCAGAGGGCUAGCAAGCAGCUGGAACAGCUGGCCAGGAACAAUAAGCUUCUCAUUGACCUGGACAAGGUGCAGCAGAUUUAUGUAAAGACCACGGGCCAACACGAUCUGCGGCUGCUGGCGGAUCACUACGGUGUCUUCGAACAUCUCUAUGGCAGUGCCUACUUUGUGCCACGAGUUCCUCUCACUAUAAACUACCAACUGGGCGAGGGGCUACUGUCUCCUGUCCAUAAUGGCAAUGUUAUCAAGCCGGCGGAGGCCCUCAAGGCUCCCGAGAUAAGCUUCGAUGGAAAGAUAGAUCCUAUAACAGGAAAAACUGCGACUGGAGAUACUUACUGGACUCUGGUGGCAACUAAUCCGGAUGCACACUACAGCCAACAGGCAACUGAGUGCCUGCACUGGUUUAUUGCCAACAUACCCAAUGGACAGGUUAAGGAGGGUCAGGUGCUGGCAGAGUACUUGCCACCGUUUCCGCCACGGGGUGUGGGCUACCAGCGCAUGGUCUUUGUACUCUACAAGCAGGAUUCCCGUUUGGAUCUCAGCUCCUAUCAGCUGGCGGAGCAGGACUACGCCAAUCUCGAGAAGCGCAACUUCAGCACAUUGGACUUCUAUCGCCAGAACCAGGAGCAGCUGACGCCAGCUGGAUUGGCCUUCUUCCAAACCAACUGGGAUGAGUCCCUGACGCAGUUCUACCACAAUGUCUUGAAGCUCAAGGAGCCCGUCUACGAGUAUGACUUUCCAAAGGCCUAUUUGUCUGACCAGAAGUUCUUCCCUCUGAAGCAGCCCUUCAAUCUUUACAUGGACAAGCACCGCGACCAAAAGGUCCUCAACAAGGAGUAUCUGGAACGCAAGCUGGCGCAGACGCAUCCUUUCGAGGGACCCGAACAGCCACUCCGCUAUCCCAAUGCCCAUGCCAUUCGCGACGUUCCGUCCUGGCUGAGGACCGAGAUCCGGAAACGGCGCCUGGGACAGGGACGCGUGCAGGACUACUAAUAAGUCGUUAGUGUUGAUUUGUUUUAAUUAUAAUUCACUGGAAGUACAUGAGUGUCGUGUUGAAGUA
Molecule: messenger RNA, 1356 nt
Organism: Drosophila ananassae
Lineage: Eukaryota; Metazoa; Arthropoda; Insecta; Diptera; Drosophilidae
Gene: mRpL38
Product: 39S ribosomal protein L38, mitochondrial
Exons: 5
Coding region: 60-1289 (409 amino acids)
Cellular component (GO): mitochondrial large ribosomal subunit
Source: RefSeq, a predicted model, not a curated record